AUGACAGACUCUAACCUUCGCUUUUUGUUUGGCAUCUUGAACAUAUUGGGAUUGUUUCUGCUAUCCUUUAUACCAUGGCCAGCCCCUCCGCCAAUCUUCAUCGGGCUGCCUGCAAAAAUAUUGCAGCUUAUCGCCGUAUUCUACAAGGUUGAGUACGUGCACAUGGUUUGGCGAUGGAUCAGAUAUGAGCCUGUGCAGCCUCCCUCGAAUGACGACAAGCUACCGUUCAUCAGCAUCGUCAUACCAGUCUUCAACGAGUCCGAGUUUGUCAAAAACUCAAUCAAGUCCAUUGAACUUUCAGACUAUCCCAAAGACAGGAUUGAGUUGAUUGUCAUUGAUGAUGGCUCUACUGACGACACGUGGGAACAUGUCAACAAGGCUGCAGGCUCCGUCUCCGCGUGCGGCAUAACACUUCGGCUCUUACAGCAUGCUGUCAAUAUGGGCAAAAGGAAAGCCAUCCAGUCAGGAUUUGCUACCGCACUUGGAAGUAUCAUCAUAUCCCUUGACUCAGAUAGCGUCGUGGAGAAGGGCGCACUUCGCAACAUCGUGAGUCCUCUGAUCAGGGAUCCUUCGAUCGGCGCUGUUGCUGGACACUUGACUGUUCUGAACAUCUCGAGCAACAGCAUCUUCUCGUUCCAGAGUCUUUUGCCGCGCCUACUUGACAUCGUCUUCGAUCAUAUUGGUAACCUACCGCGCUCAGCACUCUCAGCUGAGGGAUUCGUCACCAUCCUUCCCGGUGCUUUCUCGGCAUUCCGUGCCGAUGCCGUUCAGUCUCAUAUCGACAGGCUAUGCACAAGCACAUUCUUUGGCUCACCUCUAAAGCACGGCGAAGAUAUGGAGCUUGCAUACCGCAUUCUCUGCGACGGCUGGAGGACGGUUUACCAAAGCAACGCUGUCGUUCAUACCAUGGCCCCUGAGACUCUCGAAAAGGCGUUGCUCAUGUUUUCUCGAUGGGAACGCACCAACUAUACAUUCCUCUGCAUGGGAUAUCCAGCUCUGACAGUGCAGAAGACAUUGAGACUAUGGCUUGCAAUGCGGCCGAGACGCGUCCAGCCCAUGGAAUUCGUGGAUAAGGAAAAACAGGAAGACGAACCAUUUAUCAACAAAGACGGCACGGGAAGCAUAUAUCCAUUCAUCAACGUGGCGUGCAUCUGGCUGAAGGGGCCCUUGAUGCUCCUGGUCACCUACACGUUGCUGCGAUGUGUGAUUCUAUACCCCAGACACGCCCUUUGGAUAUUAUUGGAGAUCUCAAUCCUGACAGUUUGGAGAAGCUUCAUGCUUAUUCCAGAUGCCCUUCGAGAAAAAGAUACUGAAUUUGUUUCUGAUGUCGGAGAGCUACAAAUUUAUCACACAAGUGGUAGGCUGGUAUGGCGCUUGAUGCUCUCCUGGCUUGCAGGGAUGUUUCAGUUGGGGGUUUUGAGUUGGACCUCGAUAUUUGGAAUUCUGACUUUGAAGAGCCAAAAGUGGUGGACAAGAUGA
Fusarium fujikuroi IMI 58289 is the source of this 1479-nucleotide messenger RNA. RefSeq lists its product as uncharacterized. Bases 1 to 1479 code for a protein of 492 amino acids. The record is from RefSeq and is a predicted model, not a curated record. NCBI's taxonomy places the organism in Eukaryota, Fungi, Ascomycota, Sordariomycetes, Hypocreales, Nectriaceae. The transcript has a single exon.